UGCACAGCCUGCCUUGGCUUCGUCGUCUUCUUCAUCAUCUCAAUGAUGGAGUCCCACCACACACAGGCACACCUUACAGCUCACUCUCCUCCUCCCUUUUCCACUUUAGUAACCCUAAUUAGCUAGCUAGCUAGCUAGCUAGCUCAACUUGCUUUACCCAUUCACCAGUCAGUCACCAUACAUUUCAUAUAGUCCACAGCCUGCAGCUGCUGGCAAUGGCGUCAAUCACAUCUCCAAUGGCGAUACCGCCUCUCUUGCUCCUCCUCCUUCUUUUCUCAGGAGUCGCCGCCGAUGACAGCCGGAGGAGCACCUACAUAAUCCGUGUCCAGCACGAUGCCAAACCCUCGGUUUACCCCACCCACCGCCACUGGUACCAAUCAUCGCUUCGAGCCCUCUCUCCUGUUCCCACCGACGCUGCUCUUUCCCCAUUGCUCUACUCCUACACCAAUUUCUUCCACGGUUUCUCCGCUAGGCUCUCUGCUUCCGAGGCUCGGAAGCUCGAAGCCUUCUCCGGAAUAAUAGGGGUGAUUCCCGAGCAAGUCAGGCAAUUGCAUACCACGCGCUCGCCUGAGUUCCUCGGCCUGAAAACUGCCGACAAUGCUGGCUUGUUGAAGGAGUCAGAUUUCGGGUCGGAUCUCGUCAUUGGUGUUAUGGACACCGGGAUCUGGCCGGAGAGAGAGAGCUUUAAUGACCGGGAUUUAGGUCCUCCUCCCGCCGAUUGGAAAGGCGAAUGCGUCGCCGGAGAGAACUUCCCCGCUAGUUUAUGUAACCGGAAAUUAAUCGGAGCUAGGUACUUUUCCGACGGAUACGAAGCGACUAACGGGAAGAUGAACGAAACGACGGAGUUUCGCUCGCCGAGAGAUUCGGAUGGGCAUGGCACCCACACAGCUUCCAUUGCCGCCGGGAGGUACGUGUUUCCAGCUUCAACUCUCGGCUACGCUCGCGGCGUAGCGGCUGGGAUGGCGCCCAAGGCUCGCCUCGCCGCUUACAAAGUCUGCUGGAGCGCUGGUUGCUACGAUUCAGACAUCCUGGCCGCGUUCGACGCUGCCAUAGCUGACGGUGUGGACGUUAUCUCAAUGAGCGUCGGAGGAGUGGUGGUGCCGUACUAUUUAGACGCCAUAGCUAUCAGUGCUUUCGCUGCGUCUGACGCCGGAAUAUUCGUCUCGGCCUCCGCCGGCAACGGCGGUCCCGGCGAAUUAACCGUCACGAAUGUCGCGCCGUGGGUUACCACAGUCGGUGCCGGUACAAUCGACCGGGAUUUUCCCGCCGACAUCAAGCUUGGAAACGGAAGAACAAUUCCCGGCGUCAGCGUGUACGGAGGACCGGCGCUGGCGCAUAAUAAAUUAUACCCUCUAAUCUACGCCGGGAGCGUAGGGAGCGAUGGUUACUCUUCUUCUUUGUGCCUCGAAGGUUCAUUAGAUCCUGAUGUGGUGAAAGGUAAAAUUGUUUUAUGCGACAGGGGAAUCAAUUCGCGAGCUGCAAAAGGCGACGUGGUGAAGAAGGCCGGCGGAAUUGGGAUGAUUUUGGCCAACGGAGUUUUCGACGGGGAAGGCUUGGUGGCGGAUUGUCACGUGCUGCCGGCGACGGCUGUUGGCGCGGCCGCCGGAGAUGAAAUCAGGAAAUACAUCCAGUCGGCGGAGAAUUCAAAAUCUCCGCCAACAGCCACCAUUAUUUUCCGGGGAACUCAGCUUCACGUCGUCCCGGCGCCGGUGGUGGCUGCAUUUUCAGCCCGUGGCCCGAACCCAGAAACUCCGGAGAUUAUGAAGCCCGAUUUGAUUGCUCCAGGUUUAAACAUCCUCGCCGCGUGGCCGGAUAACGUCGGACCAAGCGGCAUUCCAUCGGACAAGAGACGAACAGAGUUCAACAUCUUGUCGGGGACAUCCAUGGCCUGCCCUCACGUUUCCGGGCUGGCUGCUUUGCUGAAGGCAGCUCAUCCCGAGUGGAGCCCCGCAGCCAUACGAUCCGCAUUAAUGACGACGGCCUACAUCAUCGACAAUCGAGGGAAAACAAUGCUGGACGAAUCGACAAGAAAUUCAUCUACGGUGAUGGAUUAUGGAGCAGGGCACGUCCAUCCCCAGAAGGCCAUGGAUCCGGGGCUCGUCUACGACAUGGAUUCGUACGACUACGUCGACUUGUUGUGUAAUUUGAAUUACACGAGGAAGAACAUCGAAACGAUCACGAGAAAGGCAGCUGAUUGCAGCGGGGCAAGAAGAGCAGGGCAUGUGGGGAAUCUGAACUACCCUUCGAUGACGGCAGUGUUUCAAGUCCAACAGAACGGGAAGCACAAGCUGUCGACGCACUUCAUUAGGAGAGCGACGAAUGUAGGGAGUGCGGAUUCGGUGUAUACGGUGAAGAUCAAUGCGCCGGAAGGAGUGGUAGUGACGGUGAAGCCUGAGAGGCUGGUGUUCCGGCGGGUGGGGCAGAAGCUGAAUUAUCUGGUUCGGGUGCAGGUGGAGGCGAAGCAGCAGCAGCAGGAGCAGCAGCUAUCGCCGGGAAGCUCGGUGGUGAAGAGUGGAUCGAUCGUGUGGUCUGAUGGGUUGCAUUUGGUGAGGAGUCCGAUAAUAGUGUCGUUGCAGCAGCCCCUCUGAUGGUGUUGAUGAAAUCAAAAUGAAUGGAAGUAGUUUUGAUGGGCAAGUAAAAUAUAAAUCUCGAUGUUUGCUUGCUGCAUUUGGAUUGGGAGGAGGGAGAGUUUUGAGGUGGGAGUGGGAACACCCAAGUUGUAUGUAGGGCGUGAGGUGAAAAAUAAAUUAGUGAGAGAGAGAGAGAGAGAGAGAGAGAGAGAGAGAUCUGAAAUGUGGUCACAUAAUGUAAAAACAUGGGAUGGGAUGAUGGUGGAUUUUGUUUGAAGAAGAAGAAGAGUAAUGGUGUAUUGUGACGUGACAGGUAUUAAGAGCAGAGAGAGGCACAGAAGUAGGGUAUGGUGUGUUGUGGUGGUUUUUAAUUGAAUCGAAUUUAAGUGAAGGGGUGAAAUGAAUAAUGAAAUGGCAGGGAGGACAGACAUCCACAUUGUCAUGACAUGUGAGCGACUGAGUGAGUGUAGUAGACUAGUACUAGGUCUUGUGAACCUUGAUAAAACUCCAUCCGCCAAUCCUUGUUACUACUGUUUUAACGUUUUUUCGCGGGUGGGGUCAUCUUCAUAAUUUCAUCUCGUCUGCUUUUGACCAGCGAAAAGAAUACAGUUUGACGA
Molecule: messenger RNA, 3187 nt
Organism: Andrographis paniculata
Lineage: Eukaryota; Viridiplantae; Streptophyta; Magnoliopsida; Lamiales; Acanthaceae
Product: subtilisin-like protease SBT1.5
Exons: 1
Coding region: 216-2588 (790 amino acids)
Biological process (GO): proteolysis
Molecular function (GO): serine-type endopeptidase activity
Source: RefSeq, a predicted model, not a curated record